Molecule: messenger RNA, 5347 nt
Organism: Drosophila guanche
Lineage: Eukaryota; Metazoa; Arthropoda; Insecta; Diptera; Drosophilidae
Gene: gw
Product: protein Gawky
Exons: 10
Coding region: 354-4565 (1403 amino acids)
Biological process (GO): positive regulation of nuclear-transcribed mRNA poly(A) tail shortening; miRNA-mediated gene silencing by inhibition of translation
Cellular component (GO): nucleoplasm; P-body
Molecular function (GO): RNA binding; protein binding
Source: RefSeq, a predicted model, not a curated record
UUCAGUAUGACACUUCUGAGGGUCAUCGAUAAAUACGCGUUGUUGAAAUUAUUGUUCUGAUUUACGAAUGCAUUUACGAAUUGUGUGUUCAAACAGUUUGCGGUGAAGAAAGCUUAUGCUUUAGUUGGUAUUAACACUUGGAUGGUGAAACGAAAUACGCACGGAAACCAAUAUAAUCAGAGUAGAACAAAGAAGAUAAGGACGAGGACUCUUACUCCACUCCAUAGAAUACCUACGAAUUAUUAACGAUAGCGAUUAUUGCUUUUGAUAAUGACGUUGACGAUCAUGUUGAUGCUGCAAUAGUUGGGAAUGCAAUAUUUGGAGCUAAGGAUCAGUUGGACCAAUUGAACACAAUGCGCGAGGCACUCUUUUCCCAGGAUGGCUGGGGUUGCCAACAUGUCAACCAGGAUACAAACUGGGAGGUACCAAGUUCUCCGGAGCCAACCAACAAGGAUGCAUCUGCACCUCCCAUGUGGAAGCCGAGCGUCAACAACGGUACAGAUCUUUGGGAAUCGAACUUGAGAAACGGCGGGCAGCCGCCAGCUCAACAAAUUCCGAAGCCCUCUUGGGGUCACACGCCAUCAUCCAAUCUGGGCGGUACGUGGGGAGAAGACGAUGACGGGGCGGAUACUGGUAGUGUCUGGACAGGAGGAUCCGUUAACAACACGGGAACUGGUGCAGCCGUUAGUGUCAAUCCAAGUGGAGUCAAUGUAGGCCCCACUGUUGUUCCCACUGCUGGUCCUCAGUGGGGCCAGGGUGUUGUUGGAGUUGGCGUUGGACUAGGAUCAACUGGUAAUAAUAGUGGUUCUGGAACUAGUGGAACCUUGCCUGUGGUAACACCAGGAUGUGGAAGCGGUUCAAGUAACAUAAGUGGAGCUAGUGGAAUUGGAGCUGGAGGUGGAAACAAUGCCGGCAAUACUGGCAACGGGUGGGGUGAUCCUCGCGAAAUACGCCCGUUAGCCGGUGUGGGCGGAGGACCUAUGGACAUUCGAAAUGUCGAUCAUCGCGAAACGUUACGCGGUGGCGGGAGUGCUGGAACUUCGUCCGGGGAUCCUCGAGACAUUCGCAUGAUUGAUCCGCGCGAUCCCAUUCGUGGGGAUCCUCGUGGAAUAUCUGGCAGGCUCAAUGGAACUUCAGAAAUGUGGGGUCACCAUCCACAAAUGUCCCACAACCAAUUACAGAACAUGAGCAAAAUGGUUGGGCAAGUUUCCGGCUCGAAUGUUGGAGCGACAUCCGGUCCUGGAAUUGGUCCGGGCUCUGGUGGCGUUUCUGGUGCCGUAUCAACAAAUAUUGCAAACCAAUGGGGACCUACCCAAACGGUGGGAGUGGGCGGGAGCGUUACAAAGGACAAGAUAAGUGGCUGGGAGGAGCCAUCGCCACCUCCACAGCGCCGCAAUAUUCCAAACUACGAUGACGGGACAUCGCUAUGGGGGCAACAAACCCGAGUUACUGGCGGCGGCGGCGGUCAUUGGAAAGACAUGACCGACUCUAUUGGACGCAAUCAUCUGAUUCGUGGACAAAAUCAAACUGUUGGUAUCGGUAUUGCAGGCGUUGGUGUUGGCAACAGCAAUGUUCCAGUUGGUGGCAAUCCCAACAAUCCCAUGACCAGUGUAGUGGGACCCCAGGCGCGUCUCUCAUCCGUGAGUGGUGUGCAGCACAAACCAGAUGGAGGCACAAUGUGGGUGCAUACGAACAACGUCAGCGGAAGAAACACAGCGGCAGGUGUUAAUGCUUGGGGGGACGACAGUCAUAACGUUGGUAUAGGUGGUCCCAGCGGUGGGUCUGUAUCUGGCAGUAACUGGGUGGACGACAAAUCAAGCGCAGGACUAGCACAAAAUUCUUGGAGCGACACGUCGUCUGUCGGAGUUGGCUGGGGCAACAAGCAGAGUAAACUGCCAUCAACAAGUGGCUCAUCAGGUUGGAGCACGUCGUCGAGUAUUGGUGUUGGUGUUGUCGACGGUAGUGACCUCGGAUCCGACUGGAGCGCCCAUGGUGGCAUUGUCAAAUCACAGCAACAGCAAAAGAUGGCUGGCUUGAAUGUGGGAAUGGUAAAUGUUCUUAACACGGAGAUGAUAAAGCAAAGCAAGCAGUAUCGCAUUCUGGUAGAAAAUGGAUUUAAGAAGGAAGAUGUGGAACGGGCGCUAGUUAAUUCCAAUAUGAACAUUGAGGAAGCGGCUGACAUGCUCCGGGCCAAUUCGUCUUUGGCCAUGGAUGGCUGGCGUCGGCACGAGGAGAGUCUCGGCUCCUACUCCGAUCACUCUAGUUCAACGAGCAGUGGGGGCUUCGCUGGACGCUACCCAGUGGGCGCUGCGCAACCUUCGAUGUCAUUCCCUCCUAAUAAUCUUAUGAACAAUAUGGGCGCUGCUGCGGUGACAGGAAGUGGAAGCAACAAUUCCAACAUGGCCGCCAUGCAAGUGCAAAAGUAUUUGAGUCAAGGCCCACACGGCGUUGCCGUUGGGCCUCAGUCCGUGGGCAAUGCAUCCGCUGUGUCAGUGGGAUUCGGACAGGGUUCAUCAAACGCAGCAGUGGCUGCUGCAGCCACCGUAAAUAUUGCAGCUAACACAAAUAAUCAACCGUCUGGUCAGCAAAUACGCAUGCUGGGCCAGCAGAUUCAAUUGGCCAUCCACAGUGGUUUCAUAUCCAGUCAAAUAUUGACUCAACCGCUCACACAAACUACCUUAAAUCUGUUGAAUCAACUCCUUAGCAAUAUAAAGCAUCUCCAGGCAGCCCAGCAAUCUCUGGCUAGAGGCGGCAAUGCCAAUCCAAUGGCAGUGAAUGUUGCCAUCGCUAAAUACAAGCAACAAAUUCAGAAUCUACAAAACCAAAUAAAUGCACAACAGGCCGUUUACAUAAAACAGCAAAAUCUACAACCGAAUUCACAGCAGCAACAACAGCAACAACAACAACAACCACAACAACAUCAAUCAGCACACCUAAACAACUCUGGAAAUGACUAUAUGAGAGGUCACGAUGCAAUAAAUAACUUGCAAGGAAACUUUUCUGAGCUCAAUCUUAACAAGCCAAGCGGAUACCAAGGGGCAUCCAAUCAGCAGUCCCGUUUAAAUCAGUGGAAGCUUCCAGUAUUAGAAAAGGAUGAUGGCACGGACUUUUCGCGUGCUCCAGGUGCGACUAAGCAAAAUGUAUCAAGCAACUCAAACAAUAUGGGCUCCUUGGGUCUUCAAAAUGAUGGUACAUGGUCAACUGGACGCAAUAUUGCUGACGGUUGGCCGGAUCCCUCAUCUGAUAACGAGAACAAAGACUGGUCAGUUGCACAACCAACUACAGCAGCAACCGCUUACACCGACCUGGUGCAAGAGUUCGAGCCAGGCAAGCCGUGGAAGGGUUCUCAGAUCAAAACCAUAGAAGAUGAUCCCAGCAUAACUCCCGGCAGCGUUGCUAGAUCUCCAUUGUCCAUUAAUCCGACGCCAAAAGAUGCUGAUAUUUUUGCCAAUACUGGCAAAAACUCGCCGACUGAUCUGCCCCCUUUAAGUUUGUCAUCUUCAACGUGGAGUUUUAAUCCUAAUCAAAACUUUCCAAGUUGGUCGGACAACAGUCAGCAGUGCGCAUCCACCUCUGAGCUGUGGACUAGCCCCAUGAACAAAGCAUCGUCUCGGGGACCCCCGCCUGGAUUGACUACUCAUGUCAAUAAAUCUGGCAACGGAGUGAGUGGCUCCACUUCUACAUCAUCUACGAUCGCUGGUGGUGCCAAUGGCUGGAUGCAGACCCGAAGUGGUGUCCCAACAACAAAUACAACUUGGACUGGAGGCAAUACUUCGUGGAGUUCGAGUUGGCUGCUUCUGAAAAAUCUUACAGCUCAGAUCGAUGGUCCUACCUUACGUACCCUGUGCAUGCAGCAUGGCCCUCUUGUCAGCUUUCACUUAUACUUAAACCAAGGAAUUGCCUUAUGUAAAUACACGACGCGAGAGGAGGCAAGCAAGGCGCAAAUGGCUUUAAAUAACUGUGUUCUUGGAAACACAACCAUUUUUGCUGAAUCUCCGAGUGAGAACGAGGUACAGAAUAUCUUACAACAUUUGCCGCAAGUCACAUCAUCAACCAUCUCUGCUAUUGGAAGUAGCGCUGGCAGUAGCGUUGCAGCAACUGCUGCUGGGGGUAGCAGCUCGGUGUCUAGCCUAUCCGGGAACAGUAGCAACGGAAAUGGCAACGGAAACGGCGGCGGCGGUCCCAGCGGCAAUAGCAGCGUCAGUGGCAGCAAUCCAAGCACAAGUGUGGCAAAUUCGAAUCUACUUAGUACAAGCGGUGGGUCGGUUUCCAGUUCCGGUGGUGCUGGCGGCUCUGCAACGGGUCCGGUCGGCAGUACUACGGUGAACAGCACUUCCUUGAAUGGCUCUGCAGGUCCCGGAAACAGUGCCAACCCAAAGAGUACCACAAAUAAUAUAACAAUGAGUGGUGGUCAGUCCGGCGCAUCUGGCUUAACGAAUAGCAACAGUUCCACGUGGCGUCAGACAACUCAAAACCAACCGUUAUCCGGGCAAAGCAGGCCGACAGGCAGAGAAGCUGACUAUGAUUAUAUAUCUCAAUUUGUUUGUUCCAUUGUUGAUGAUUAAAAAUCGAUGACUAUCGGUCAUUAAGCAUCGACUAUCGCAUUCUGUGACUCAAGACACACACCCAAAAGCUUCAAAUGAUUCGAUACUAAGUAUGUAUGGAAAGCAAGACCAUGUUGUGAAGUAUAUAAAAAAUGGAUCGACUGAUAGACGAAUGGACUUAGAAUUUUGUAUGCCCGUAGAUUUAUUUUUCUUCAUCGUUCAUAGAGUUAAACUUCUACAUGUAAGUUACACUUUAAUUAAGGAAAUCCCGAAAAACAUGCUGUAAAAAAACUUAAGUGAAAUACUUGAAUCGUUUGACUAACAAACAUGAGCAUACCUUCCUAUUUGAGUGCAAGUAUUUAGACUCUUUAGCGCCCUUUGCUUACCGCGGGAAAUUAAUUGGGAAAUUCUCAACAAUAUUUAUACAUUAAAAUGCGUAUAUGCGUUAAUAUAUAUGUAUAUGUAUAUAUAUUGUAUAGUAUAUGUAUAUGUAUACAAAGGAAUUUUCUCAAGUCUACAUUCUGAUAGAUUUGAGAUAUACAUAUGUUUAUGUAUACGUAUAUAUAUUAAAUAUAUUGUGUAAACUUGUGUUAAGUCUAUGUUCCCUUGUCCUUGUCCACAUCGAUAAUCCAGAGACCAUUCAUGAGUUUUUUGUAUUUCAAUAACGAAAAGAAAAAAAUACCUGUGUUAUAUACAUUAUAGGAAGUUAUAAUCUUAUUACGGUUUUGCUUUCAUUAAAGCAUUCCCACCGAAAUAAUUCGGUUAUACAUUAUUAGAUCACAAUAAAAAUAUCAAUGAAGUUA